This is a messenger RNA of Teleopsis dalmanni, 878 nucleotides long. RefSeq names its product iron-sulfur cluster assembly 1 homolog, mitochondrial. The coding region runs from base 213 to 605 and encodes 130 amino acids. NCBI's taxonomy places the organism in Eukaryota, Metazoa, Arthropoda, Insecta, Diptera, Diopsidae. Gene Ontology annotation, cellular component: mitochondrion; cytoplasm. Gene Ontology annotation, biological process: iron-sulfur cluster assembly. Gene Ontology annotation, molecular function: 2 iron, 2 sulfur cluster binding. The record is from RefSeq and is a predicted model, not a curated record. The transcript has 6 exons.
AAAUGUAUUAAUUUAACUUACAUAGCUAUUUCUGCACUUCAGAGAUUAUUCAAAAUUACUAGUACUUUAAACGCCGCACCUUUUUGCUGCUGGGUACUUUUCAAGCAAUAAAUGAAAUAUUAGUUGGCAACAGUAACAGCUGAUCGCUACAUCGCUUUCACAUAACAUAUCAGCUGACUUCUACGAAGAAAAUAAUAAAACAAAAGUGUAAAAUGUCAACAAAAGUAGUUGCAACAGCUACAGUUCGCGCGCUGAAAGGACGUAAACUUAUACCAACAAGGGCAGCACUUAUUCUGACGGCAGCAGCAGUAAAACGCAUUAAAGAAUUGUUAACACAAAAACCAGAGUUCACAGGGUUAAAAGUUGGAGUAAGGCAACGUGGUUGCAAUGGACUUUCAUACACAUUAGAUUAUGCUAAAGAAAAAGACAAGUUUGAUGAAGAAGUAAUACAAGACGGUGUUAAGGUUUUUAUAGACAAAAAAGCACAGCUGUCAUUGCUUGGUACUGAAAUGGAUUUUGUAGAAAAUAAGCUCUCCAGCGAAUUUGUUUUUAAUAACCCGAAUAUUAAAGGAACUUGCGGUUGCGGUGAAUCAUUUAGUUUUUAAAAACGUUUAAUAUAUAUAUACAUAUAUAUAUAUAUAUUGGCACAAAAUUUGGCACCCACUAAACACGCAAUAAAAUAAUUUCAAAAUUUCGUUGUUUUCACAGAACAUGUAUUAUUUAAGACUAUCUUCAGUUCAAAUGAAAUACUCAAAAUAACAACUUAUAUAGUUAACAAUAUAUAAUAUUUGCUUAAAUUUGUGUUAGCGAAGUGUUAAAAUUACAUUUAUGUAUAAGUUAUAAAUAUUAGCUGAGAAUAAAUUCAAAGUCGACAGAGA